AUUGAACUGAAACAGAAAUUCGAGGCAAGAUAAUGAGAGAACAACUAUCGGGAUAUAUUCCAACAUUACAUUGGACCUUCCAGUCCUUUAGUUUUUAUUUACAUUUACUCGUAUUUCAAGGUGUCCUAUAACAAAUAAGAUGGCUAUGUCCGCCAGUGCCCGACUCAGUAAGACUGUCAAACAACAGUACAUGGAACUCCCUCAGGGAGACAAAGUACAAGCCAUGUAUGUCUGGAUUGAUGGAACCGGAGAGGGACUCCGCUGCAAGACAAGAACACUGGAUUCGGAGCCCAAGAGCAUCGAUGAAUUGCCAGAAUGGAAUUUCGAUGGCUCCAGCACCUUCCAGUCUGAGGGCUCAAAUAGUGAUAUGUAUUUGAUUCCCUCUGCAAUGUUUCGAGAUCCCUUCCGCAAAGACCCCAACAAACUGGUCCUGUGUGAAGUGUUGAAGUAUAACCGCAAACCUGCAGAAACCAACCUUCGUUUGACGUGUAAAAAAGUGAUGGACAUGGUUGAGGACCAGAUCCCUUGGUUUGGCAUGGAGCAGGAGUACACCAUCCUGGGUACUGAUGGACACCCGUUCGGCUGGCCCAGCAACGGCUUCCCUGGCCCACAAGGUCCCUAUUACUGUGGAGUGGGAGCUGACAAGGCCUAUGGUAGAGACAUUGUGGAAGCCCACUAUAGAGCGUGCUUGUAUGCUGGGGUCAUGAUCUGUGGCACCAAUGCUGAAGUUAUGCCUGCUCAGUGGGAGUUCCAGGUGGGGCCGUGUGAAGGCAUCAACAUGGGGGACCACCUCUGGGUGGCCCGGUUCAUCCUCCACCGGGUGUGCGAGGACUUCGGCGUGGUGGCCUCCUUCGACCCAAAGCCCAUUCCUGGGAACUGGAACGGCGCCGGGUGCCACACCAACUUCAGCACGAAAGAGAUGAGGGAAGAGGGCGGGCUGAAGGCAAUCGAGGAGUCCAUCGAAAGGUUGGCGAAGAGACAUAGCUACCACAUCCGCGCAUACGACCCUAAAGGGGGACUCGACAACGCCCGUCGCCUCACGGGCCACCACGAAACCUCCAACAUCCACGAGUUCUCAGCGGGUGUGGCCAACCGCGGAGCCAGCAUCCGCAUUCCUCGGAGCGUGGGCCAGGAGAAGAAGGGGUACUUCGAGGACCGCCGCCCAUCAGCCAACUGCGAUCCGUACGCCGUGACGGAGGCCAUGAUCCGCACCUGUUUGCUCAGCGAAGAGGGAGAUGAACCAGUGGACUAUUAGGUCUAACUAGAUCCACUGCUCUCUGGACUGAAUUCCUUUCCAUUUCUACCCCUCUCUCCUUUUUUUAUUUUAUUUUAAAAAAUUGACUGAGAAGUCAAAGCUAGUACUAUGUUUGUCCUGUUUUAUUUUCCACUGAAAUGAUUCUAACCUUGCCUUUUUAAAUAGCUUGAAGUUGGCUGGUCAAUGUAACAUGGGGAUUACAGCCAGUGUUAACAUGUAUGAAAUGUUUAAAAAGAAAUUCUAUUGUCUGACAGGGUAUUUUCUUUCCACUCACAUCUGAGUGUUUCCUAGUAAGGAGAAUUUGUAACAAAGUUUUUAUUUGUUGUCGCUUUCCCUGCCAUCUGUCUAAUUGAAAUAAUCUAAGGCACAUGGACACUGAUCCAGGGCUGCUGUGACUGGGUGGCACAUGUAACUUUCUUAAACCUGUGUCUAGUUUGUGUAAUGUAUGUUGACCUGCCUUUUGAACUAUGUACUGUUAUUUCAUUUUUACUAAUGAUAAAUAGGAAAUGUGGUUUAAGUGUCAGCAUUGUCUCUUCAGAUUUACACACAACUGGAUAUGGUACACUAGAUGUCUGGCUCUAAAUACUGUUGUGUUAUACAUUUUGUUCUGUUUGUAUUUCCAUUUGUAGAGUUCCUAUAAGACUCAUGAAGGAGUUUUAUCCUUUCUGUCAAUUGAUAUGUUGUUAUGACACCUGAUUUGGUAAAACCUAGUGUUUUAUUGAAACAUUUAAACUUUAUUUUUACCACAA
Esox lucius (northern pike) is the source of this 2004-nucleotide messenger RNA. RefSeq names its product glutamate-ammonia ligase (glutamine synthase) a (gene glula). The transcript has 7 exons. Gene Ontology annotation, cellular component: cytoplasm. The coding region runs from base 140 to 1255 and encodes 371 amino acids. Lineage: Eukaryota; Metazoa; Chordata; Actinopteri; Esociformes; Esocidae. The record is from RefSeq and is a predicted model, not a curated record. Gene Ontology annotation, molecular function: glutamine synthetase activity.